Messenger RNA from Pyrus x bretschneideri (Chinese white pear), 1859 nucleotides. Its product is annotated as actin-related protein 6. Gene Ontology annotation, molecular function: nucleosome binding. The coding region runs from base 100 to 1383 and encodes 427 amino acids. NCBI's taxonomy places the organism in Eukaryota, Viridiplantae, Streptophyta, Magnoliopsida, Rosales, Rosaceae. Gene Ontology annotation, cellular component: Swr1 complex. The record is from RefSeq and is a predicted model, not a curated record. The transcript is spliced from 8 exons.
UACAUUACAAAAUUCCUUAAACCCAAGCGGGUCAGACACUCACCAAAACCUCAACCUCGCGCCAAUUCACUCCAAGGCUCAACCUCCCUCCACCUGAAUAUGCAUCAAAACGUCGUCGUCUUGGACAACGGCGGCGGCCUAAUCAAAGCCGGCCUCGGCGGCGAGCGCGAACCCUCGGCCAUUAUACCCAACUGUGUGUACCGCCCGAUAUCCUCCAAGAAAUGGGUCCACCCCUCCCCCACCGAGCCCAUGGACCUCACCUCCGCCGCCGUCCGCCGCCCAAUCGACCGCGGCUACCUAAUAAACCCGGACCUCCAGCGGGAGAUCUGGGCUAACCUCUUCUCCUCGCUCCUUCGGGUCAACCCGGCUCAAUCCUACCUCCUCCUGACGGAGCCCCUCUUCGCCCUCCCCUCCAUCCAACGCGCCACCGACGAGCUCGUCUUCGAGGACUUCAACUUCUCGGCGCUCUACGUCGCGAACUCCCCCUCCCUCGCCCACCUUUGCGAGGCCAGCCGCCGCCAAAUCAAGGCGCAGUGCAGCCUCGUCGUCGACUGCGGCUUCUCCUUCACGCACGCCGCCCCGGUCUUCCAGAACUUCACCAUCAACUACGCCGCCAAGCGGAUCGAUUUGGGCGGCAAGGCAUUGACCAAUUACCUCAAGGAGCUCGUCUCUUACCGCUCCGUCAAUGUCAUGGACGAAACGUUUCUCAUCGACGAUGUCAAGGAGAAGCUCUGCUUUGUUUCCAUGGACGUUGAUCGUGACCUCCAGAUUGCAAAGAAACAUGGGAAGGACAAUCUUUUCAGGUGCACUUAUGUGUUGCCUGACGGCAUUACGCACACAAAGGGGUUUGUUAAGAACCCAGAGGAGGCGAAGAGAUACUUGGCUUUGAGAGAUGGUGACAAACUUAAAGAUGUGGAGAAGAAAAUGGAUUUGGAUCGGAUGGAGGUUACAGACAAGUUGGCGGAUCGAAAGAAGAUUGAUUUGAGCAAGAAUGAAUUUGACCUGACAAAUGAAAGGUUCCUGGUGCCAGAGAUGAUCUUCCAUCCUGCUGAUCUGGGAAUGAAUCAGGCUGGACUAGCAGAGUGUAUUGUUCGAGCUGUCAGUUCCUGCCCACCACAUCUACAGCCUGUACUUUAUGAAAACAUUCUCUUAACAGGUGGAAGCACUCUAUUUCAUCGACUAGCUGAUAGACUAGAGAGGGAGCUGCGGCCUCUUGUUCCUGAUGACUAUCCAGUGAAGAUAACUCCUCAAGAAGACCCCAUACUAAGCGUUUGGAGGGGAGGAUCUAUCUUAGCAUCAAGUCCGGAUUUUGAAGCAGUGUGUGUCACUAAGGCUGAGUACGAGGAGCUUGGAUCUGCUCGGUGUCGCAGGAGAUUCUUUUAACAAGUGCAUUUAAUCUUGAAGGCAGCUUUGGCAAGCAAAUAGUCCACAAGGGAAAAUGCAGCUAAUGCGCCUGUCACUUUUUGUUGUCACCAUUCACCAGUCACCGCUGAAGAAAAGGAAGUAGAAGCAGGCUUCGCAGCUUCAAGUACUAGCAGUGGCACGCUCGCAACUAACACAAACAUUUUUUCCCGACGUCUUUGUUGGUAGAAAUCGAGCUGGAAGAUUUGAGGUUCGUCCCACUUGCCACGGAAGCCUGCCUACACUAUCCAGAGAACCGAUUAUUGUUGUGGACUGGAUUUGCGUAUCAGAGGAAGUGUCCAGGAGACGGCGACUCCUUGGCCGUUAGAAGCUGCAUCCCGGUGUCUUGUAAAUCAAAGUCGUAUUUGAUCUCAGCUUUCUGUAAGCUUUAAUCUAGCGGUCCAAAUCAAGGUGAAAAACAUAUCGUAUUAAAGCACACCCACGAUUCAAGAUUCAAA